This is a messenger RNA of Pseudogymnoascus verrucosus, 1522 nucleotides long. RefSeq lists its product as uncharacterized. Gene Ontology annotation, biological process: carbohydrate metabolic process. Gene Ontology annotation, cellular component: extracellular region. The record is from RefSeq and is a predicted model, not a curated record. Gene Ontology annotation, molecular function: cellulose binding. NCBI's taxonomy places the organism in Eukaryota, Fungi, Ascomycota, Leotiomycetes, Thelebolales, Thelebolaceae. The coding region runs from base 279 to 1418 and encodes 379 amino acids. The transcript has 2 exons.
CAAUGUCUCCGACACAUACAGAACACAUGACGCGCCAAGCUAUUAGAGGUGCCAGAAAGAGUGGUUCUCAUAUGGCGGAAAGUAUCCUCCGCACUCAUUCCCCUGCUAAUAUUCAUUUCGAGAUCCCCGGUACCCUUGUAUGGUUUCAUGCCCCGCGCCUCGCCACGACAGCCCAGCUGCUCUGGCCGUUCCGUUGGAGGUAUAUCGGCAGGUCUAGCGUAUGCGGAUGAAGAACUUCAACAAAAGUAUGGUAUGGUGACACGCCAGCGCCAGUGCAGAUGCCGGGCUUCAAUACUCUGAGAGUACCCAAGAAAUACCAAGACGGGUCUCUGGCUUUUCUGUGCCGUGAAAGACAGAGCUUUGACAGUAGGCUUCGCUGCUCUCGUUCUUAUAUUUCUCACUCAUCCCUCGUUCUGUUCGUCUUUCCAUUCGUGUAUCAAUCCACUUGUUGCUUUCUGCAGUCUCCACGCCCUCAAAUUUUCAAUAUGAAGUUCUCAUCCUCAGUCGUUGCCGCUGCAGCGCUCACCGGCGCCUCAGCCCACACCAUCAUGACCAACCUCGUAUCUAACGGUGUUGUGAAUGGUGUUGGAGUUGGCAUCCGCGUUCCUUCAUACGACGGCCCAAUCACAGAUGUUAGCACUAGCGACAUCGCCUGCAAUGGAGGUCCUAACCCGACUACACCAAGCAACGUCGUUAUCGAUGUGAAGGCGGGCUCAACCGUGCAAACCUACUGGCGCCACACGCUGACUUCGACCUCCUCCGAUGUCAUUGAUUCGUCCCACAAGGGCCCCGUCAUGGCCUACAUGAAGAAGGUUACCGAUGCGAAGACUGAUACUGGCAUUGGCGGCGGUUGGUUCAAGAUCUCGCAAGAUGGCUACGACUCCUCCAGCAAACUUUGGGCCGUGGAUAAGUUGAUUUCAAAUGGCGGUGUUCAGUCUAUCACAAUCCCGUCUUGCAUCGCAAACGGUCAAUACCUACUCCGCGGUGAAAUCAUUGCGCUCCAUGCCGCCAGCAGCACGAAUGGUGCUCAGUUUUACAUGGAAUGUGCCCAGAUCAAUGUCACCGGCGGCACGGGAUCUGUUUCCCCUGCGACUGUCAGCCUUCCGGGUGCUUACAAGUCCACUGAUCCAGGAAUCCUCUUCAACCUCUAUGUGUCGCCUAUCUCCUACACUAUUCCCGGCCCUUCGGUUUUCAGCUGCAGCGGCGGCGGCGGCGUCACCACCCCACCUGCUACAACCCCAACAACCCCAGCAACCACUGCUCCACCUCCGCAGCAGACAUCUACGACUCCUCCUACUACUGGCACUGGUUCUCCACUUUAUGGGCAAUGUGGAGGCACCGGUUGGACUGGCCCAACCACCUGUGCUAGUGGCACUUGCAAAGCAACCAACGAGUGGUACAGCCAAUGCUUGCCAUAAAUUGGAAAUUCAAGUGCUUAGUAAGAAGGACUUCUCUAGUUAGAGCCAAUGGUGAAAUAUGGGGGUGGAUUGGUAAAUUAUGUAUCCUUGCACAUACACCUAGC